Messenger RNA from Ambispora leptoticha, 3561 nucleotides. The record is from the annotation of a GenBank genome assembly. NCBI's taxonomy places the organism in Eukaryota, Fungi, Glomeromycota, Glomeromycetes, Archaeosporales, Ambisporaceae.
AUGGGUGUCAAAGACUUAACGAAACUAUUGAAACGACACGCCCCCGAGGCAUUAGUCCUCAAAACAAUUAACGAUUUUCGUGGAAAAACCUUAGCUAUUGACGCCAGUUUAUUUAUACGUCGCUUCGUGAAAGGCGCGCCACACAACGAAAUUCACCAGUAUCCCCAUAUUGUCGGAUUCUACCAUUUAACAAUGUUCUUAAGACAGCACGGCAUCAAACCGAUAUUUGUGUUUGAUGGCAAACGACGUGUUAAAGAGAAACGUCAGGAACUUUUGAAACGGAAAGCAUUGCGUGAAAAUACUAAUACAGGACUAAAGUUUGAAGAGAAUCGAAAGACGAGGUUGGAAAAGUGGGAGAAUGUUGUGGAGAAAAUGAAGAAUUUGGAGGAUGCAAAAACAGAGUUUGUUACUUUAGGGAUCAAGGACGUUGCGAUAGAAAAAUUUAAAGAAUUGGAAGUAAUUCAUCCGGAUUUAGUGUCGCCACGAGUUAGAGAUUUAGUUAAUCAAAUUGAACUUGGAAUUCGAGAUACAGACUCGGAAAUUACAUGGGAGACACCUGUGGAAUUAGAAGGAGUUACUCAACUAGAGCCAAUUACUACCACUACUACGUUGUCAGAAGAGAUUCCUGCUGCUAAAGAAGAACCCAUUGAAGUUGCUGAAGAAUCCAAAGAAGAGCCCGUUGAAAUUCGAGAUACAGACUCGGAAAUUACAUGGGAGACACCUGUGGAAUUAGGAGUUACUCAACUAGAACCAAUUACUACUACUACUACGCUGUCAGAAGAGAUUCCAGUUGCUAAAGAAGAACCCAUUGAAGUUGCUGAAGAAUCCAAAGAAGAGCCCGUUGAGAUUCGAGAUACAGACUCGGAAAUUACAUGGGAGACACCUGUGGAAUUAGAAGGAGUUACUCAACUAGAACCAAUUACUAUCACUACUACGCUGUCAGAAGAGAUUCCUGUUGCUAAAGAAGAACCCAUUGAAGUUGCUGAAGAAUCCAAAGAAGAGCCCGUUGAAAUUAGAGAUACAGACUCUGAAAUUACAUGGGAGACGCCUGUGGAAUUAGAAGGAGUCAUUCAACCAGAACCAAUUACUAUUACUACUAUGUUGUCAGAAGAGAUUCCUGUUGUCGAAGAAGAACCUGUUGAAGUUGCUGUAGAGUCCGCUGAAAUUAGUCAGGAUGAAGCAAUUAUGGAAAAAUUAGAAGAAAUCGAAAUUUCUGCGGAAGAGCCUAUACAGUUAGACACAACCGAUAUAAACAUUUUAAUAAUAAUUCCCGAAGCAUUCGAGAGAUUUACAAGAGAUGUACAAUACUUAGAUGCCGAACUCAAUCAACUAGAAUCUAUUACUACCACUACUAAAUUGCCAGAAGAGAUUUCUAUUACUGAAAAAUCCAAGGAAGAGCCCAUUGAAAUUAGUAAGGAUGAAGCACUUGCGGAAAAAGUCGAGGAAGUCAAAAUUUCUGCGAAAGGACCUUUAAGAUUAGAUACAACCGACAUAAACAAUUUAAUAAUAGCUUCUAUAGCAUUCGAGAAGUUCAUCGCUCAACAAAUAGUAAAGGAAAAACCAUUAACAGAAAAGGUUGAAGAGUUAGAAACCAAGGUUGAAAAAACUCCCAUUUCUGAAAUAUUAAAGGAGUCCGUUGAAAUCGACACAUCCACAAAAGAUGAGCAACGCUUAGAUGCUGAACUUAUUCAACCAGAACUAUUUGUUACCACUACUACGUUGCCAGCAGAGAUUUCUGUUGCUGAGGAAUCCAAAGAAACACCCGUUAAAAUUCGUCAGGAUGAAGCAAUUACGGAAAAAUUUGAAGAAGUCGAAAUUCCUUCGAAAGAGAGAUACGUCGUCCAACAAAUAACCGAGGAAAAACCAGAAACCGAAGUUGAAAAAUUUUAUAUUCCUGAAAUAACAAAAGAGCUCGUUGAAACCAAUAUAUCCACAAAAGAUGAGCAUUUGAAUAUUGAAUUCAUUCUGGAGAAACCUAUUUCUGAUAAAUCCGUUGAGGUUGAAAUGCCACCAUCAGACAAAGAUGAGAUCGAGAUAAUCGCAGAGCCUUCAAAAAUAUUGGAAGUUAGUGCACUUGAUGCAUCGUUGACUAUGAAGACGGUUACCGAAGAAUCUGCAAUAGUCAAAGAAGAGGAAUCUGUUGCCACCGAGGUCUUUGUGGAACCUAUAGAAAUUGAUAAGUCUAUAAUACCAAUAAGUGAACUUAGCGAAAGAGAAAUUACAAAGACCGAAGCGUCCGAAGUUGGAGAAAUUAUAACGCUUCAAGAACCUAAGAUAACAAAAGAAGAGGGCACCGAGGUAAUGGUAAGUAAAGCUUAUGAACAAGCCGAAGAACCAGUAAUUGAUACCGAGGUAAUGAUAGGUGAAGUUUAUGAGCCCGCAGAAGAAUCGAUAAUAUCAGAAUUCAAUCAAGCUCAGGUAGUUCAAGAAACAAUUGCAAAGGUACAAGAACUUGAAAUCACAGUUGAAGAGAACAUUCCGUUACGUAAAGAAGCGGAGGACGUAAUGCAAGGCGCUUUUGAAAUGGUAGAAUCAAUGGCACAAAUGGGCGACGAAAGAAAAUUCAAGGAACGACAUCCGAGUUUUUCGCCCACAGAAGAAAUGCUAGAAUUGAAAAAAGAAGUCGAAGAUAUAGUCAAAGGGACACUAGAUGACGUAAAAGAACUAGUAAGCACCAAAGCAUACACGAAGACACAACUAAACUUUAAAAAAGUUGAAUUUCAUAUUCUUGAUACUAUGGUGUCUGGUAAACCUGAUGAAGAUCUUGUGAGAAAAGUGAGCACCGAAAGUCAUAAUCUAGUGAUAUCGUUACAGAGACGAGUUGCACCGGUUACUCCUAAAAUGAUAUACGAGAGUCAAGAGUUUCUACGCUCGUUAGGAAUGCCAUGUAUAACAGUUGAGGAUCAUGAGGCAGAAGCUAUGUGUGCAACCUUGACUGAGAAUGGGAUGGCUGAUGCUUCGGUCACUGAGGAUAUGGAUGCCGCGUUAUUUGGUGAUGGCCCAUUUUUGCGAUCUUUCCUAUUUAGGAAUAAACCUAUUUUAGAAAUUUCUGCUGCGCGGGCUCGUGAACAAUUACAAUUAUCUCAAGACGCGUUUAUUGAUGUUUGUAUUCUCUGUGGCACAGAUUUUGCCGAAAAAAUCAAAGGAAUCGGUCCAAUGAAUGCCUAUAGACUCGUCAAACAACACGGUUCAAUCGAACGAGUCAUUGAGAAUCUCGAUCAAAGAAAAUAUCCGAUUAAACCGGAUUUCAUAGAAAAAGUCCAAGGUGCCCGAAUGAUAUUCAAGAAUCCACCGCCGUUGCAAAAACUUCGACCACAAGAUCUGGAGAUUAAGCCACCGAACGAAAAGAUUCAUUUGUUACUCGAUAAAUAUGAGAUUAAUGAAAAUAUGGGCGCUUAUGAUUUCAAUGAAGUCUCUUUCCAUAUGGACAAUACUUUGUUGGGAAUUGAUAAUAAGAGAUAUGAAGAUGGUGAAGAGUUUGAUGGUGAACGUGAAAUAAUUUCUCAUAGUUUGGGGCCUGAUCCAUUCAGUGGAUCUUUUGGAAUGCAUUCUAAAUUUUGA